Molecule: messenger RNA, 1243 nt
Organism: Camellia sinensis
Lineage: Eukaryota; Viridiplantae; Streptophyta; Magnoliopsida; Ericales; Theaceae
Gene: SCL28
Product: SC35-like splicing factor 28
Molecular function (GO): RNA binding
Source: RefSeq, a predicted model, not a curated record
CCUCCGGUGUGAACUCUCUCUGUCGACGCACCAUUAUUUCUAGGGUUAGGGUUUUUCAUCCAACUAGGGUUUUCAAUUCAGAGAGAGAGAGAGAGAGAAAAGAAGAAGAAGAAGAAGAAGAAGAAGAAGAAGAGAGAAGAUUAGCACAGCAAUGGGGAGGUACAGAAGCCGAAGCCGAAGCUACAGCCCAAGGCGUGGCAAGCGAUACGACGACCCUCGCGAAUCCAGGUCUCGCAGGGACCGACGCUCCCCUGCCCCUUCUGGUCUCCUCGUUCGCAACAUCUCCCUCGAUGCCAGGCCAGAAGAUCUUAGAAUCCCAUUUGAACGAUUUGGUCCGAUAAAGGAUGUUUAUCUACCUAAGAAUUACUACACUGGGGAACCACGAGGCUUUGGAUUUGUGAAGUUCCGUUAUCCUGAAGAUGCAGCAGAUGCAAAGGAUCAUUUGAACCAUACAGUUAUUGGAGGACGUGAGAUAAGAAUUGUUUUUGCAGAAGAGAACAGGAAAACGCCUCAAGAAAUGCGUAGGGUUACACGCCCAAGUGGAAGAGGAAGCUACAGGAGGCGAAGUCCAGCAAGGUCCCCAAGACGCCGCUAUCGCUCUUAUUCACGCUCACCUUCCCCAGAAAGAAGUGGCAUAAGGGACCGCAGGUCCAGGGAUGAUUAUUACUCUCCACGCAGAUCUAGAUCUGUUUCAAGAUCAGUUUCACCACCCCCUGAUGAGAGAAAUUAUAGGUCAAACCAGAAGUCCACAAGGCAUUCCAGAUCCAUUUCAAGGUCUCUUUCUCCACGCCAGGAGAGAAAUUACAGGUCAGACCACAGGUCCCCAAGCCCGAGAGAGAAUGGUCGUAGUCCCCGUGAUGAGAGGUAUGAUGAACCCAGCAGGUCACCGAGCCCUAGGGGAAAUGGGCGGAGUCCCUCAAGGUCUCAUUCACGAUCCUACAGUCCUCGCUGAUGGAUGUUCGACUUGAAUUGCAAUAGUAUGGCAUCCUUGGUGCCGUUCUUCGCAGUGUGUGCUCCUUAUCAGUGAAUGCUAGACUACUACUGUUAUAUGUAGCCAUUUUAAUAGUAUGUUUGGUAGACUUGACAUAUUAUGUAUGUAGCCAUUUUAAUAGGAUGUUUGGUAGACUUGACAUAUUAUGGUGACUUUGUUUUGUUUUUGAUAGACCCCUUAUUUAGCCCUUUUGGAGUAUGUUAUUUUGAAUGGAGUAUAUAAUUAAUGUAUCUAUUGGUUUCUAUGGUUGAA